This is a messenger RNA of Lactuca sativa (garden lettuce), 1673 nucleotides long. Its product is annotated as heat shock protein, putative (DUF789). Lineage: Eukaryota; Viridiplantae; Streptophyta; Magnoliopsida; Asterales; Asteraceae. The record is from RefSeq and is a predicted model, not a curated record.
CUCAACUUUCGUCGGUUUAUUCCCUUCGUCUUCCACUCGUCAAAACAAUAACCUUCACAGAGACCCAUAUCUCUCUCUCUCUCUCUCUCUCUCUCUCUCUUCAAAAACCCUAAUUAAAGAAUUUCAUAAAACUUCGAUCGCACCAGAAACCUUAGAACAUCCCAAUUGCUUAAUUCCAAUAAAAAUAACCCCUUUAAUUCGAUCAGAGAACCGAUCAAUUUCAAGGAAAAACGCUUUAUAUAGAUAUACGUAUAAUCGUAUCGCAUUUAAAGUAUAUAUCUGUAUAUAUUCCAUCUGGUUUUCGUGAUCACGACUUCGAAGCCUCAAAUUUGUUGUGGGGCAUGUCGAAUUUGGGUCGGAGCCGGGUCCGGGAGGACAGAUUUUACAGCCCACCGGCGAUGAGAAGGUACAAUCAGCAACAACAGAAACAUGUACAACAAGAAGAACAGAAAGUACAACCCCAACGACAGCAAGAAAAGCAGCAACAAUCGGAGUCGUUGAUGAGUAGCAGCAGCAGUAGUGUCGUGACAACUAAUUUGGAUCGGUUUAUGAAGCACACGACUCCAAUUGUUACUGCUCAACAUUUCCCUAAGACUAGCAUGAAGGGAUGGAGGAAUCAAGAUUCCAAUUACCACCCAUACUUCAUACUUGGUGAUCUUUGGGAAUCUUUAAAGGAAUGGAGUGCAUAUGGAGUUGGAGUUCCUCUUGUGUUAAAUGAAAGUGACUCUGUUGUUCAAUACUAUGUCCCAUUUCUAUCUGCUAUUCAACUCUAUGUAGAUCCAUCAUCACCUCUAACCACCACAAGAAGGCCAAUUGGUGAAAGUGACUCUGAUUCAUCAAGAGCUACAAGUAGUGAUGGAAGCUAUGAAAACAAUGUUGCAAAAAACUUCAAUAAACUCAUGAUUAGAAGUGAUAAUUUAGAGGAAAACGAGAUUAGAAACCCACCUGGGCUUUUAAUCUUUGAGUAUUUUGAACGUGCUUUACCAUAUCAUCGUGCACCUUUAGCUGACAAGAUAUCAGAUCUUGCAUCAAAGUUUCCAGAAUUGAAAUCAUAUCGAAGCUGUGAUUUAACUCAAUCAAGUUGGGUUUCUGUUGCUUGGUAUCCUAUAUAUAGAAUCCCUGUGGGCCCAUCUUUACAAAAUCUUGAUGCGAGUUUCUUGACUUUUCAUUCUCUUUCAACACCAUUAAAAAGUGUGGAAGGUGAUAAGUCAAGUAUGAUUGAAGUUCAUGAUGUUGGGAUUUCAUUACCAAUUUUUGGGCUUGCUGUUUACAAGUUCAAGAGUUCUGAUUGGACACAAAGUGGGAUUCAUGGAGCUGAAAAAGUCGAUUCUUUGAUGCAUUCUACUGAGAAUUGGUUGAGGAGUUUGAAUGCAUAUCACCCUGAUUUUGUGUUUUUUAAAAAUCAUGACUUUUGGAGGUAGGAUUUAGGAAGAAGAUGUGGUGAAAGAAAUUAGGUAAAAGAAAAAAAGAAAAAACUGACAAAUGUUUAUGUUUUUGGUUAAAAAAAGUGAGUAGAAAGAGUCCAUGUUGGGGCUUUUGGAUGAUUUGAUUUGAAGGGUUUUUGUUUUUGGAAUGAUGGAACUUUGUUCAUAUGAUAUGGAUGUUGUAGUGUAUAAACUUAUAUUGUAGGAUGUGUAAACUAAUGUGGUAAAUUUUAAAUUAAUUUCUAGGAA